UCUCUCUCAAUUCUUCAGGCACCUUCAAAAUUUCUCUCUAGAGUCACGAUGCUUGCGACGCUCAAAUCCGAAGAGUCCAGUGGUCAGUUACAGCUCGUCGAACGAGAAGACAUAGACGACGAUGAAGAUCUCUUCGAAGCCAUCGACAAACUGAUUGCUCAAGGCAUCAAUGCCGGAGAUGUGAAGAAGCUUCAGGACGCAGGGAUAUAUACUUGCAAUGGCUUGAUGAUGCACACGAAGAAGAAUUUGACUGGAAUCAAAGGUCUAUCCGAGGCUAAGGUUGAUAAGAUCUGCGAGGCUGCUGAGAAGCUUGUGAAUUUCGGUUAUAUUACCGGAAGUGAUGCUCUGCUCAAAAGAAAGUCAGUGAUCCGAAUUACUACUGGAAGUCAAGCGCUUGAUGAAUUGCUAGGAGGCGGGGUCGAGACAUCGGCAAUUACAGAGGCGUUUGGAGAAUUCCGAUCUGGGAAAACACAGCUAGCUCACACUCUCUGUGUUUCCACUCAGCUGCCAACUAAUAUGCGUGGAGGCAACGGAAAAGUUGCUUACAUUGACACAGAAGGAACUUUCCGACCAGACCGAAUUGUUCCCAUAGCUGAGAGAUUUGGCAUGGAUCCUGGGGCUGUACUGGACAAUAUUAUAUAUGCUCGUGCCUACACUUAUGAGCAUCAGUACAACCUCCUCCUUGGUUUGGCUGCAAAAAUGUCCGAAGAACCAUUCAGACUUCUGAUUGUGGAUUCGGUGAUUGCUCUGUUUCGAGUGGACUUCUCAGGAAGAGGAGAGCUUGCAGAUCGCCAGCAAAAAUUGGCACAGAUGCUUUCUCGAUUAAUAAAGAUAGCUGAGGAAUUUAAUGUUGCCGUCUAUAUGACAAAUCAGGUCAUAUCUGAUCCAGGAGGUGGCGUGUUUGUAACUGAUCCAAAGAAACCAGCAGGAGGGCAUGUGCUAGCCCAUGCAGCCACGGUAAGGUUGAUGUUCAGAAAAGGGAAAGGGGAACAGCGCAUUUGCAAAGUGUUUGACGCCCCCAACCUGCCAGAGGCUGAAGCAGUGUUCCAGAUAACAGCAGGGGGCAUUGCAGACGCUAAGGACUAAAGAGUCGCUUCUGAGUUGUGACUUCUGGGCCGAAUCCACAAAAGAAACAGUAGUGGCUGAAUAUUUCUGGUAACCUUAAUCUUCCAGAUAUUUGCUACAGUCUGUAUGAAAAGUGUUGUUCCUUGAACACUUUUACUAUUUUCCAGUGAUAUGAUAUGAGUUCCCCUUAGUUAUACUUAUACACGUUUCCUUUAUUGUAAGUUGCGAUACAUUUUGCAAUUUGAACGUUUCACAAACAUUGAAAAUCUUGCUGCAAGUUUCUACUUUCUA
Messenger RNA from Glycine soja, 1356 nucleotides. RefSeq names its product meiotic recombination protein DMC1 homolog. Gene Ontology annotation, biological process: DNA recombinase assembly; DNA repair; chromosome organization involved in meiotic cell cycle. The transcript has 15 exons. Gene Ontology annotation, cellular component: condensed nuclear chromosome; nucleus. The record is from RefSeq and is a predicted model, not a curated record. Gene Ontology annotation, molecular function: single-stranded DNA binding; ATP hydrolysis activity; ATP binding. NCBI's taxonomy places the organism in Eukaryota, Viridiplantae, Streptophyta, Magnoliopsida, Fabales, Fabaceae. The coding region runs from base 49 to 1086 and encodes 345 amino acids.